UCAUCGCAAGAGUGACGUAUGAACGGCCGAAGAAACGAAAACGAAAGAAAAGCCUUUCUGUGCCGUUGUUAUCUUCUAAUAAUUCUGAAGAAUGGAGACAAACGGCCAGGCUAAUGGGCUUAAAUCUAAAAAGAAAGAUAAUGGCGACGCGAAGGACAAUUUUUGGUCUUCGGUCUUGGAGGAAGUCCAGAAUCAAGGGAACACAAAACUACCUUCAAACAAAAAUGUGUUAGUUUUGGGUGAUAAUGAGACUGGCAAAACCACUUUGGUAGCAAAAUUACAAGGAGUAGAGGACCCUAAGAAAGGGUCGGCUUUGGAGUACGCAUACAUAGAUGUUAGAGAUGAAUACCGGGAUGAUCACACACGUCUCAGUGUAUGGGUGCUGGACGGUGAUCCAGGACACACAAACCUGCUCAAAUUCGCCCUCAACGAGGAUACAUUCCCGCACACACUGGCGCUUCUCACGGUUGCCAUGACGACGCCGUGGGGCGUGCUGGACCAGCUGCAGAGCUGGGCAUCAGUGCUCGGCGACCACAUAGAUAAAUUGGAUCUCACACCUGAACAAAGACUAAAUAGUAAAAAGCAGCAAGUGCAGAAGUGGCUUAGGUACACGGAGCCGGGCGACGAGCUGGAGCCGACGGCCUCGUCUCCCAUGAAGCGGUCUUCCAGGAACCUGUCGGAUGACUUCGAAAAUGGAGACGACGACGACAGCCCGCUGCCUGAAGCGGUGCUUACCACGAAUCUGGGGCUGGAUAUUGUGGUGGUUGUCACAAAGACCGACUACAUGACAACCCUGGAGAAAGAGCACGACUACCGCGACGAGCACUUCGACUUUAUGCAGCAGUGGGUGCGGCGGUUCUGCCUGCAGUACGGCGCCGCUCUGUUCUACACCAGCGCUAAGGAGGACAAGAACUGCGACCUGCUGUACAAGUACCUCACGCAUCGGAUAUACGGCCUGCCCUUCCGGACGCCCGCGCUCAUUGUGGAGAAGGACGCUGUGUUGAUACCCGCUGGCUGGGAUAGUAUGAAGAAAAUUAGUAUAUUAUAUGAAAACAUGCAGUCAUGUAAACCGGACGACUACUACAGAGACGUUAUUGUACAGCCCGCUAUACGAAAAAGCGGCGCCAGUCGCGAAGCCGAGGUGCAAGCGGAGGACGAGCAGGCGUUCCUGCAGCGGCAGCUGGCGGCGCUGCAGGCCGGCUCGCCCGCGCCCGCGCGCGCCGACUCGCCGCUGCGCGCCACGCACCGCGCCGCCGCACAGGUACAGUACCUUUCCUUAGGACGCUGUACACCUUACCCAUUCAACAGCACAGGUACAGUCCCUUUCCCCAUGCCGCUGCACAGGUACAGUCCCUCGUCCCGAGCACCAGGUGGACUGCAGGCGGAGCACGAGCAGGCGUUCCUGCAGCGGCAGCUGGCGGCGCUGCAGGCCGGCUCGCCCGCGCCCGCGCGCGCCGACUCGCCGCUGCGCGCCACGCACCGCGCCGCCGCACAGUUGGACGGCACAAAAAUCGGCAUGGGCCCCGGCACGCCCGGCAACGAGGGCGUGUUGGCCAACUUCUUCAACUCGCUGCUGUACAAGAAGACGGGAUCACCCGGCGGCCGGCCCGCCGACAGUUCACCGGCCGCCGCCGCCGCCGCCGCGCGCUCCGACGCCGCCGCCGAGCUCGACCGGCUCACGCGCGCCAAGCCGCGCCAGCCGCCGCCGCUCGACCUCAACUCGUCGUCCGAGUGCUAG
Molecule: messenger RNA, 1738 nt
Organism: Ostrinia nubilalis (European corn borer)
Lineage: Eukaryota; Metazoa; Arthropoda; Insecta; Lepidoptera; Crambidae
Gene: Dlic
Product: cytoplasmic dynein 1 light intermediate chain 2
Exons: 9
Coding region: 92-1738 (548 amino acids)
Biological process (GO): microtubule-based movement; microtubule cytoskeleton organization
Cellular component (GO): centrosome; cytoplasmic dynein complex
Molecular function (GO): dynein heavy chain binding
Source: RefSeq, a predicted model, not a curated record